Messenger RNA from Clupea harengus (Atlantic herring), 1131 nucleotides. Its product is annotated as gamma-crystallin M3-like. Bases 468 to 938 code for a protein of 156 amino acids. Lineage: Eukaryota; Metazoa; Chordata; Actinopteri; Clupeiformes; Clupeidae. Gene Ontology annotation, biological process: lens development in camera-type eye; visual perception. Gene Ontology annotation, molecular function: structural constituent of eye lens. The record is from RefSeq and is a predicted model, not a curated record. The transcript has 2 exons.
UUUUUUGUUUUACCUUCUCAAUUUCUUUAUUUGCUUGUAUAUUUUCAGAAUGUAUCACAAUGCUAUUUACUGUAAAGACAUGAAUGUACAUUGGAGUCUGAUUACACAAUGAGUAGUCCCUAAUUCAUGUGCCCCUUACUCUUGUUGUGGACACAAACUGAAAUUGUGAACUUGCUUAUUCAUCAGGUUUCAGGACAUUUGAAUGACAAAACCUGUUGCAGUCCGAAUGAGGUAUAAAAGGCGUCCGUGAGCCUACACACGGCAGUUGGAUGGAAUCCCAGGUCGACAACCCUUCAAACAUGGGCAAGGUACAGUAUGUUACAUGGAGAACUGUUUGAAUAAACUAGAAAUCUUUUUUUAAGGUUCUAACUAGAAAUUACAAACUGAUAACUUCCAUACUUUUGCUUUUUGUUCUGUAGAUUAUUUUUUACGAGGAGAGGAACUUCCAGGGGCGCUCUUAUGAGUGCAUGAGCGACUGCCCCGACAUGUCCUCCUUCCUCAGCCGCAGCCACUCCUGCAGAGUGGAGAGCGGCUGCUUCAUGGUGUACGAGCGUCCCAACUUCAUGGGCAACCAGUUCUUCAUGAAGAGGGGCGAAUACUCCGACUACACCCGCAUGGGGCUGACUGAUUCCGUCCGCUCCUGUCGCAUGAUCCCCAUGCACAGAGGAUCUUUCAGAAUGAGGAUCUACGAGAAGGAGAACUUCGGAGGUCAGAGUAUGGAGCUGAUGGAUGACUGUGACUCCAUCAUGGAUCGCCAUCGUAUGUCUGACUGCCAGUCCUGCAACGUUAUGGAUGGCCACUGGCUCAUGUAUGAGCAGCCCCACUUCAGAGGCAGAAUGAUGUACAUGAGGCCUGGAGAGUACAGAAGCUUCAGAGACAUGGGAUUCAGCAACACCAGAUUCAUGAGCAUGAAGCGCAUCACUGACCAGUGCCAGUAACAAGGACAGAGAUAGAAUGUCAUUCUUUAAGAUUCUAAUUCACUUGCUGAUUCAUUGACAAGUCAUUUUGCUGUGUUACAAAUGAUUGUCUUUGGAUCUAAAAAACAUUCAAGCAAAAUUCACAAAUAAAACAUUUGUAAUAACAAAACAUACCUGCCUUUCCUGAUUUUACUAGUGGGUACAAAUGCAUAGC